Molecule: messenger RNA, 3298 nt
Organism: Aspergillus eucalypticola CBS 122712
Lineage: Eukaryota; Fungi; Ascomycota; Eurotiomycetes; Eurotiales; Aspergillaceae
Exons: 4
Coding region: 1-3003 (1000 amino acids)
Source: RefSeq, a predicted model, not a curated record
AUGGACCGAAAUAUCCAAAGACGGAGCAGCAUCUCGGUGCAGUCAACUGCCCCUUCUUCCCUGCGCCAUUGCUCAUUUCCCUCCUCUUCAAACACCUCGCCUCCGACCGAUACGGCCUCUCUCAAACCCGAACCGAAGCUGAAGCGCCGGUCUGCUCCCCCAAAGCCUCUUGCCCUCGCCCGGGUCAAGGGAACCGUCGCCAUGGACUCUUCGCCGCAAAUGAAUUCAGAAAUAUCGUGGUUGAACGACGCUUCACCAAUGUCGAUGACCCCCAGGACCGCAACGCCGAGAACGCCGCAGCGAUCUGGAGCCGGUACGCACAUGGCAUCGCCGCAGACUUCACGCCGGAGGGAGCGAGCGCACACGCUGACUAGUGAUGGACAAACAGGUACUCCGGAACCUGCCCCUCCAUCGCUCGUCAACCCUUCUUCGGCCCUUCUCCAAGAUCUCCUCAAAGAACAACGCGCGAAUCGAGUUCCCAAGGGAACUACGUCGGAGGACGCUGGUCAGGGCGCCCCGCGCACGCCAGAACGAUCUCACACCCGGCCCCAGUCUCGAUCUCAAUCCCCCGCACAGUCCCAGUCGCAAACCCGAUCUCAAUCGCAGGAAGAGGUGGGCUCGGAGAAACAGCGGAAAAUUCAGACCGCGCUUUCGUCGGGUCUCAGGCAGCCGCAUGAAAUGGGGGUCAGAGAAAUGGGCGAGUACGUCUCCAAGAUCAACAAACAAAACUUCGACUUGAAGCUCGAAAUAUUCCACCGUGUGCAACAAAUGGCCGCUUUGGAGAAGAAACUACAGCGUAUGGAGCAACUGGAAGAGGAGCUCGAGCGCCUGCGAGGCUUGGAAGACGAGGUUCAGGAACUGAGGGAUGCCGAGGCAGACAAUCAGCGACUAAGGGAAUCCAACGAGCAACUACGACAUGAGGUUGACAAGCGGGACCAGGCAAUCACGGAGGCUGUUGAUAUGAUCUGCCUUCUGGAGAAUAAAGUGGCCCAAUUGGAAGCUGGUGAAAAUCCAUCGACACCUUCUACCACUCGCGGGUUCGAAGACGACGACCCCGGUGCUACGACUCCCAGGCAGAAUACCACGUUUGCCGCUAUUGACAUCCCGGAGAGAACAUCCUCGUGGCGGGGUACUUCCCGUUCGAAGCAUCGGCGGUCAUCUUCGGAUUCGCAUCAGCUCAAGCGAGCUCCUUCAUUGUUAUCCGAUGAUCACAAGAGCCCCACAACACUGCAGGCCCCCUCAACUACUGCUGACGACCGGUCUCGUUCAGCAUUGAGUGACAUGACAAAAUCAGAGAGUCUGCAAUCUAUGAGCGAUUUCCUCGAGCCAGAGUCCCCACGGCUCAGUGCUCUGAGCGAAUGCAGUGAAUUGUACCCGCACGAUGAAGAAGCAAGCGAUCGAUUGGUUAUCCCGGUUAAAGAGCGAGACUCAUCAGGGGUCUCGGAGGCUCCCAAAGGAACGGUUGAGGAGUCCUCCAGUAAGAGCCUGAUUGAAUCUUGGAUCCAGCCACAACGUGAUGCCUUCCUGGAAGAUGUGCCGGAGCAGGAUAUAUUGCCCUCAAAUCUUCUCAGGCAGACGGGUAAACCAAGCUUUGACAGUGACUCAUACAAUAGCUCGAGCCAGAAAACAAGAGUGGAUAGCGUGUUUGGAGGUUCGAGAUUACCCCCUACUCCAGACACUAUGAGUACGGCGUACGCCACUGGUCCCAACCGGUCGAACGGCAGCAUUGUUGCGGAAAAGAGCCUUGUUGAUCAAGCUAUGACGGCCGGACACGGUCGUCCGCGUUCUGCAGGGGCACUUACAACGAGGCGUAACUCCAUUAACAGUGCAGCGGUUGGUAGCGUGGACAUGAAUGUAAGUGAUGCCACUUUACAUCGACCUGACACCGAUGAGGAAGAAUCGCCUACUUUUUUCCCCUUGAACAGCCUCACAUCGCGGGAUAAAAGGCUAUAUUGCCCGGAAACCCUGGACAAGAAGAGCCUUGGGUACAUUGGCCAGAAUGCAUUUCUCAAUGGUGAAGGCCUUGACAGGGUUCUUUCAAAGCUCGAUAAUAGCUACUAUGGGUCCAUGGCACAGGAUGAAUCUGACAGCUCCUUGUCUUCAUCACCUCCUUUGACGCCCCAAGAUUGGGUUGAGGCUUCUAAGCCGGAUGCCAAACGCCGACGGGACAAGUCUGCUAUGAUGCCUGUUGUGCCUAAAUCGAAAAACCCCCGACCUCAGGAGACGCGAAUCACCAGCCAGUCUUCUUUUAUUGGUCGUCGGCACAGCAUCGAUUCCACCAUCAGGGACUCGGAUGUUCCCAUGAUUCCCACACUGGAUAUACAGUCGCUAGAGUCUGGCUUGCAGCCUGGGCCCGAACUAGAUCGUCGGAUGAUCGGACGCAAGAUUAGCAUCCGCCCUCCGUUCUUUGCACGUUCGGCGCCUCCUCGUCGUCUCCAGCCCUCCCUAAUGUUCGAUGGUUCGGAUUCAGACGAUGGAGCUCCUGCUCCCAUUAUUCGUAAAGCACGCGAUGACAAUCCGGCCAAACCAACGAAGACGGCUUCCAAAGCCGAAAGCAAUAGUUCCAGUUUUUCUUCGUCUGUGCCAAUGCCUGCCGACGCCAAACGGGGAGAUAUUCAUCGGACAUUGCCACACUCCUUUACCGAAUCCGGCUUCAUGAACAAUGCAGGGGCCAAACCGCCGCCGCCCGACCCCAAGGACCACAAGCGGCGCAGUUCCCUUGGAAUCUUCAGCUGGGUGAAAGGGGCUAGCGGGCUUGGGAAGAAGGCGGAACCAGAGCUUCCAGUGAAGGCCAGCGCGCCCAGUACUGCCUUGGUCAAGAGCAGACCUCCUCGGGCGACUCCAGAGUCAGGAAAGAGUGCUUCUGACUCCGGUAGAACCAUUGAGAUGGGCGCGAUGAACGUUGCCAUUGAUGACAUUGCCUCGAAGUCCAAACAUUCAAACCACGACGAAGAAACAGGCCGACGACCAAGGUACAUCGACCGACGGGCUCGUCGUGGCUAAACUGGCAGUUGCCUUAUCCCGCUUUCAAAAAUUUCUUUCUUUACUUUCUGUUUUCCUUUGCAUCUUUCCCGGGACUGUUUAUGAUCUAUCACGAUACCCCAUGAGUUACAUGUCUGAUGACACGGAUUUGUACUAGUAUUGCAUGCGCAGCAGAGAGUACCGCGUUUCUGACGUUUUAUUUUUGGGCCAUUAGAGGUGGUUGCUAAUUCUUUGUUGCUUGCUAUACACAUGGUAUCUGGCUGGCACACGAUAUCAUUUUGUGCUUCUUGCUUUGGUGAUUUCAUCAAUACCUGAC